CUGAAAAGAAAAUAUCUUGCCGGUGAGAGUUCUGAUUUGGAUCGUUUGAAAUGGAAAAUAAUAUAAUUAAGACUGGAAAAUACGUGCCGCCUGUUCCAGAUGUGUCCGUUGGAAAGUUGCUGUUAGAUGCUAUGAAAAGAAAUGAAAAGCGAAUUGGACAUAUAGAAGCUAUUACUGGCGCUGAAGAAACCUACGGAAGCUUGUGGCUUCGUAGUGUAAGAUUUGCCCAGGCCCUUAUCCGAAAGGGCGUUCGUCUUGGUGACAUAGUAACCCUGGUUGUGCGUAAUACUGCUGAUUCCCUGGUCCUGCUUACUGGUGCCUUAGCUGCUGGUGCUAUUGUAAACCCUUUAGACGUGGCUCUUGGAGAAGAUGAUAUAACGCACAUCGUGAAGAAUACAAGUCCAAAGUUCAUUUUUACGGAGAAUAUUGUCUUGGAAAAGGUUAAAAAGGCUUUGAAUAAUUCAAAGCACGAUGCAUUGCUCGUCACUAUCGACAAGGUCGGAAAUUGUCCAUCGUUUCAGGAUUUCCAAACACCUACUGGAACUGAAGACAAGUUUCAGGCUGUCGAUGUGGGAGAUACAUUUGAAUCGGUGGCUUUUCUAUUGUGUUCGAGCGGCAGUACGGGUGCUCCAAAAACUGUAAUGACUACCCAUGCUUAUAUACCUAGGCCUUUCAUGCAAUCAACACUUCUCGAUCCUGAAGAUCGUGUUUUCACAUUUUCCUCAAUUUACUGGAGCUCUGGUUUGUACGUGACCGUUGGUUCUUGCUUAGCCGGCAGUAUGAGACUUAUCUCCACCGAAGCAUUUUCCGAAGAAUUUUUAUUUAAAUGUAUACAUCAGCACAAACUGACAACUGUGGCUCUUUCGCAUAUAUUUUUUGGAAAAAUGGCACGUCAUCCACAUUUAAGUACUGCUGAUUUGUCAACCAUUAGAAAGAUAUGGGUCGGAGGCGGAUCUGUGCCCUUUCAACUUAUUAAAGAUGUCAAUAAAUAUUUAAAAAAUGGAUUCAUCCGAAUGAAUUAUGGCCAAACCGAGGUUGGUGGAAUUUCCAUGAACAUUGAUAAAAUGUUAAAGCCAAACUCUGUAGGACAAUUACAUAAAGGAUAUCACGCUAAAAUUGUUAGUUUAGAUGAUGGAAAAAUUCUUCCGCGACUCGAGACAGGAGAAGUAUGCAUAAAUCCACCAUUCAAAGCAAAGGGAUAUUGGAACAAUCCUCAAGCCAAUGAAGAACUGUUUGAUGACGAUGGAUGGGUUAAAACCGGCGAUGUUGGAUACUUUGACGAAGAAGAUCAUUUGUUCUUAGUUGAUAGAAGGAAGAACAUGCUGAGGACUAGUCGAAUGUUCUCGUGCACGCCGAACGAUCUCGAAGGCGAAUUAUACAAGCACCACUGCGUCCAAACUGCCGCCGUUGUCGGGGUCGUCGGAAAAGAUUUGUUCGACAUACCAGUUGCCUUUGUUGUGCUAAAACCAGGAUGCAAUGCAACGGAACAAGAACUUCAGAAACUUGUAGCAGAUAAUUUGCCUGAUUAUAAGCAUCUUACCGGGGGUGUAAUCUUCGUGGACCAGAUUCCAAUGACUCCAUCAGGGAAAUAUAAAUUGGGCGAACUUAAGAGGGAAGCCCAAGCUGUUUAUAAUGCACGAUUUAUUUAAAUAUAUUUAUAUAUACAUAUGUAUAGACAGAAGACUCUCGCCAAUUCGACAUUAUUAAAAAC
Molecule: messenger RNA, 1711 nt
Organism: Ctenocephalides felis (cat flea)
Lineage: Eukaryota; Metazoa; Arthropoda; Insecta; Siphonaptera; Pulicidae
Product: 4-coumarate--CoA ligase 1-like
Exons: 11
Coding region: 51-1649 (532 amino acids)
Biological process (GO): fatty-acyl-CoA biosynthetic process; long-chain fatty acid metabolic process
Molecular function (GO): long-chain fatty acid-CoA ligase activity
Source: RefSeq, a predicted model, not a curated record